Messenger RNA from Carcharodon carcharias (great white shark), 1999 nucleotides. RefSeq names its product zinc finger protein 84-like. The coding region runs from base 497 to 1999 and encodes 500 amino acids. The transcript has 3 exons. Gene Ontology annotation, molecular function: DNA-binding transcription factor activity, RNA polymerase II-specific; RNA polymerase II transcription regulatory region sequence-specific DNA binding. Gene Ontology annotation, biological process: regulation of transcription by RNA polymerase II. The record is from RefSeq and is a predicted model, not a curated record. Gene Ontology annotation, cellular component: nucleus. Lineage: Eukaryota; Metazoa; Chordata; Chondrichthyes; Lamniformes; Lamnidae.
GCCAGCUGAGGAAGUGGAGGGGACUUUGGAAAAUGUCUUCCCUUUAUUUUCUUCCCAGUCAAUGCAGUUUGAUUUUAAACAGCACAGCUUUUAUUUUUUAGCUUCACACAGAUUAAAACUUCCUCCUGAGUCCAACAUCUGAAACUGGAAGCAGAGGAUUUGCAGACAGAAAUCUCAAACCAAAUGUCAGGCCUGAAUCUGACAGUCACUUGAUUCAUCAGGACCUAAACAUCAUUGACUUUUGUAUCUAGGGAGAGAAAUGUUUGUCUGCUUCAAAAGAUUUUACACAUCAGUGUGACUGGAAAAACACCGAGACACACACACCUGAGUGAGAGUGUUCCAGUGCACUGACUAGGGAAAGAGCUUUAACCAGUUACACCAACUGAAAAAAACAUCACACCAUUCACAGCGGGGAGAGACCAUACACAUGUUCUGUGUGUGUGGGCAAGGCUUCAACUGAUCAUCAAACCUGGGGAUACACAAGGACACCUGCAUCAUGGAGAAACUGUGGAAAUGUGGCGACUGUGGGAAGGGAUUCCAGUUCCCAUCUGCACUGGAAACUCAUCGACGCAGUCACACUGGGGAGAGGCCGUUCACCUGCUCUGAGUGUGGGAAGGGAUUCAGUCGGUUAUCCAACCUGCAGAUGCACCAGCGAGUUCACACCGGGGAGAGGCCAUUCAAGUGCUCCGAGUGUGGGAAGGGAUUCAGUAAUUCAUCCCAUUUGAUAUCACACCAGCGAGUUCACUCCGGGGAGAGGCCACUCACCUGCCCCGUGUGUGGAAAGCGAUUCAGCCACUCAUCAAAUCUUCUGCGACACCAGCGAGUUCACACUGGCGAGAGACCAUUUUCCUGCUCUGAGUGUGGGAAGAGAUUCCAAGGUUCAUCACAUCUGCUGACACACCAGCGCAUUCACACCGGGGAGAGGCCUUUCACCUGCUCAGACUGUGGGAAAGGAUUCAGUCGGUUAUCCCACCUGCAUACACACCAGCGAGUUCACACUGGGGAGAGGCCGUUCACCUGCUCUGUGUGCGGGAAGGGAUUCAGUGAACCAGUCAACCUGCAGAAUCACCAGCGAGUUCACACUGGGGAGAGACCAUUCUCUUGCUCCGUGUGUGGGAAGCGAUUCACUCAGUCAUGUUACCUGCUCAAACACCAGCGAGUUCACUCCAGGGUGAGGCCAUUCACCUGCUCCGUGUGUGGGAAAGGAUUCACUGAUCCAUCCAACCUGCAGACACACCAACGAGUUCACACUGGGGAGAGGCCGUUCACCUGCUCUGAGUGUGGGAAGGGAUUCACUCAGUCAUCCAGCCUGCUGACACACCAGCGAGUUCACACCGAGGAGAGGCCAUUCACCUGCUCUGAGUGUGGGAAAGGAUUCACUGAGUUUUACAGACUGCAGAUACACCAGCGAGUUCACAAUGGGGAGAGGCCAUUCACCUGCUCGGAAUGUGGGAAGGGAUUCAAAGAUGCAUCCAACCUGCAGACACACCAACGAAUUCACACUGGGGAGAGGCCGUUCACCUGUUCUGAGUGUGGGAAACAAUUCACUCAGUCAUCCCACUUGCUGAGCCACCAGCGAGUUCACACCGGGGAGAGGCCAUUCACCUGCUCUGGGUGUGGGAAAGGAUUCACUAAUUCAUCCAACCUCCUGACACACCAGCGAGUUCACAAUGGGGAGAGACUGUUCGCCUGCUCUGAGUGUGGGAAGGGAUUCAGUGAUUCAUCCACCCUACGAACACACCAGCGAGUUCACACUGGGGAAAAGCCAUUCACCUGCUCUGAGUGUGGAAAGGGAUUCACUCAGUUAUCCAACCUGCGGAAGCACCAGCGAAUUCACACCGGGGAGAGGCUGUACACCUGCUCUGAGUGUGGGAAGGGAUUCAGUGAUUUAUCCAACCUGCUGGCGCAUGAGCGAGUUCACACUGGGGAGAGGCCGUUCACCUGCCCUGUGUGUGGGAACAGGUUCACUCAGUCAUGCCACCUGCUGAGACACCAGUGA